Molecule: messenger RNA, 1232 nt
Organism: Zootoca vivipara (common lizard)
Lineage: Eukaryota; Metazoa; Chordata; Lepidosauria; Squamata; Lacertidae
Source: RefSeq, a predicted model, not a curated record
CGAAGCGUCUGUUUGCGGAAGCAGCUCGGGCAGAACAGGCACCCUUCUCGCCUUGACAGCGAUGUCGCCGGCAGCGGUAGAAGCCGGGCCCGCACGACUCGUUCGGUCCGCCCAGAAGGACGAGCUCUAUCGAGGGGCGCUGAGAAGCGGGGCUGGGGCUGCCUUGGGGGGCCUGGCAGGUGCUAGAAUUUGGUUGGAGUGGCAGAAGGAAAUUGAGCUGUUUGCUGAUAUAGCGUAUUUCACACUCACAACUCUUUCAGGUUACCAAACUCUUGGUGAAGAAUAUGUCAAUAUUAUCCAAGUGGACCCAUCGCGGAAGAGAGUUCCUUCAGUACUUCGACGGGCUGUCCUGAUUUCUUUGCACACUGUCUUCCCUUACUUGUUUGACAAAGGAUUAGUACACCUGGAACAAGAACUUCAGACAGAACCCGAUGAGAUGAGGACUUUGCAAAGCAGACAUUUGCGUGGAUUGUGGGGAAGGACUUUCUUGUGGCGUUGGUUACAGAAAUGGCUUGGCAGAUUAACAGAGCAGCAGAGGAAGGUGCUCUGUCAGGUGGUCCAUUUUCUCAGGCAAGGCAUCCCACUCCUUCGUAGGCUGCACCUGGCCAUCUUCUAUAUGAAUGGUAUUUUCUACCACCUAUCUAAAAGGAUGGCAGGGAUCACAUAUGUAAGUAGAAAAUCACACAAAAUGCAUCAAUAUCAAGUGGUGGUUUUGUGUCUUCCCCCCUCCCAGCUGCGUUAUGCAGGAUUAGAUGGAGACAACCAACAUGUUCGAUCAAGUUACAGGCUUCUUGGGAUCCUUUCAGUGCUGCACCUGGCACUAACAGUUGGUAUCCAUGCAUACAGCUUCCAACAGAGGCAGAGGGCAAGACAAGAAUGGAAGAUCCACCGUAACCUCUCCUACCCAAGAACCCAGCCUGAGGAGAAGUUCCUUGGCCGAAGCUCUCGCUGCAUUCUGUGCUUAGAAGAACGCCGCCAUACUACGGCCACUCCGUGUGGACACCUCUUCUGCUGGGAAUGCAUCACUGAGUGGUGCAACACCAAGGCCGAGUGCCCACUGUGCAGAGAGAAAUUCCAUCCACAGAAGUUGAUUUAUCUUCAACACUAUCGAUAACAGCCACCUGUGCAGCUGUUAGAUUGCAAAGUGUUAGGAACCAACGAAAAUACAGCUUUUGACCAAGUGUAAGACUUUAUUUUGAUAUUAUGAUAUUAAAUUGCUGUGAUAAAAUUGA